AUUUUUUAAAAUACCGUCUCCUCCCAGUUAUGGUGGACGCGGCAGCUUCCAUGGCUUCGCGGGCGCCUGGGGCAGCCGCGGAGCUUUCCGUGCGCGCGCAAAUGUUUGAAACUCUCAUACAGAACUACUGCGGUGAUGACCCACUUGAUCCUUGGUAUAGGUAUUUUCAGUGGAUUGAAGGUAUAUCGGAAGCAGAAGGGAGACAAAAGUACCUGCUGUACUUGCUGGAGCGGCUUGUGAAAAUAUUUUUAAGUGACAAGAGGUACCAGCAUGAUGCAAGAUUCAUCAACUGCUGUGUGACGUUUGCCGACUUCAUCGAUAAACCAAGCAAUUUUUUUGACUAUUUGUGCAGCCAAGGGGUUGGUAACAAGUCAUCUCUUCUGUAUUGUGCUUGGGCUCAGAAGCUUGGCAUGCAAGGAAAUAUAUCUCAUGCAAGCGCUGUUAUUCAAAAGGGUAUUCACAAUGGAGCAGAACCAAUUGAGAAGCUGCAUCAACAGUACAGAUUUUUGCAGAGUUGCUUACCUCAGAAUCAAAUUCCAAAUCACGUUGGUGUUCUACAGCCUCUUAACCCUCAAAUGUCAAAUCAGAUGGCUCCUAAAGAAGGCCCAGUCUCUGCUAAUCAAAAUCCGAAUCCAGCUAAUUCUGAACAACAGCCCAUCAUCUGUAGUGGACAAGAAAAAAUGAAACAGCCUAGAUAUGUCAACUUCAUAUCCAGGUCAGAAAUCCAACCGACUCCAUCCAAUGCUAACCUUGAGCAGAAGGUCAUGUACGACAAGAACCUUCUCUUCUGUGAAGGUUCUGAAUUGUGUUUUGAAGAAGUAAGAGCGAAUGCGCAUUUUAAAAAGGCUGAGCAGCUGAGAAGGAACAAAAAAUGGGAGGAUGAUGAGAGAGAAUUUUUGAAGAAGAAGGAAAAUGACCUCCUUGAGCUACAGAAACUACAGCAGAGGCUAGAUCAGCUCUCCCAGACAUCAUCAUCAUCAUCCCAGAAAAUUGCAGCACAGCCAUCUACUCAGCAAUCCCUUCAAAGCUCCACAGUGGGUGACCCAUACGUACAAACCUGUGCAGCUCAGGGUCCGCCAGAGUGGGCAGUACCUUCCCUAGCUGGAUAUCUACAAACGUCUUUGAAUUUGGGGACAGAACAUCAGAGUUUGGCAUCAGGUGCUUUAGCUUCGCAGCUGGUAGGAAAUCGGCAGCAAAUAUCAGUUUUUGAUGAGAUUUCAGUGGGUGGUGCUUCAGCUACACAACCAGUCGGGAGUUUCCGGCAACAACCAGCCUUGGUUUCUACAUCAACCAUACCCAGCGGAAAGGCUGCACCCAAAGCAAAACUUGAUCUUGAAGAUUGUGAGAAUACUCUGCACAGAUUUCAAGUCAGCUCUGAUGAUCAGCCGCCCCAGAAACGUGCUAUCCUCUCCAACAUUUGCCAUCAUGGAGAGCAGCACUUGGAUACAUCUCAUCAGAGACCGCAACACUCGGCAGAAAUGAGAGAUGCAUCGGGUGGUAGAAAUUCUUCCAUUUUCAAUGACAACCACCGUACCACUCCAAACACAUCAAGUAUGACACAAGCGACUCCAUCUAAAAUACUUCCAUCUCCUACUGUUCACACUAAAGAGGCCCUGGGAUUUAUCAUGGAUGUCUUCCAAGCAUCUUCCUUCAAAGAUACUACUAUACUUUCAGAAGGUGAAGAUGAGUUUGAGGCCUACUGUAGAAAUAACGGUACAGAUGUCUAUAGGUGUUGGGGAGAUGAACCGAAAAGCCAAAAUCUGUUUAUCUCCCCCUCCCCAGCUUCCAGCAUUAAGCCCAGUGCUCCUGCGGCACCGCCUGCCUUUACAAUCUUUGAAGACGAGAAUGCAGAUGUUCCAAUGCAUCCCCCAAAGUUGACAGGAUCCAAAGUCUUUGGAGAACGUCCCACAGUCAGCUGUGCUGCCAAAUCAGCAGAGGUAAGUCCACCAACGGAGAGCCUGAAGGAUGACUGCACCGUGUGGGCUAAUUUCUGCAACAACACCUUGGCUCCUACCCCAGGCAACACAGGAGAUUUUGCUUGCGCUGCGCAACUUGCCUCUACGCCAUUCCACACUAUUCCACUGUCUGCCUGUCAACUGACUCAGGUAGUGGAAGACCCUUGGAGCGACAGCUUAAUUCAUCAGCUUUUGCUUGGGCUGCCCAAGCCAAUCAGUGCCUACUCAAAUACUUUUGGAUGGGAAUCAAGUCUUCCAGUUCUCAAACCGAAGGCUGAACUCAGAUUGGCAACCGCAUCCUUUCAUGUUGACUGCUUACUGGGAGAAGGCGCUUUUGCACGCGUCUAUCAAGCUUCUGUCCUUGAUAUGGACAACACGAAAAAUAAUCGGAAAGUCAUACUGAAAGUGCAGAAUCCAGCAAGCCCCUGGGAAUUCUACAUAGUAGCUCAGCUAACAGAAAGGCUUAAACCGAGCUUGCGCCAUCUUUUCAUCCAGUUCUAUUCUGCUCACUUUUUCCACAAUGGAAGCAUUUUAGUUGGCGAGCUUUACAGUUACGGGACUUUGCUAAACACCAUAAACAUAUACAAAAAGCUGGUGGAGAAGGUGAUGCCCCAAGGGCUUGUUAUCUACUACACCAUACACAUUUUGCGCAUGGUCGAAGAGCUUCACAGCUGUGGGAUAAUUCAUGGCGACAUUAAACCCGACAACUUUAUUUUCAGUGAAAGGUUUUUCGACGACGACACCUGCGAUGUGGAUAGCGUGUCUCAUGGCUUGACUAUGAUUGACUUUGGCCGAAGCAUAGACAUGAGCCUGUUCCCUGAAGGAACUGUAUUCACAGGAAAAUGCAAAACGUCUGGAUUUCAAUGUAUUGAGAUGGUGACAAACAAGCCAUGGAAUUACCAGACUGAUUACUUUGGUAUUGCUGCAACAGUCUACUGCAUGCUGUUUGGUACAUACAUGAAAGUGAAACAUGAGGAUGGAGUCUGGAAACCUGAUGCUGUCUUUAGGAGGAUCCCUAAUGCAGAACUCUGGACUGAUUUCUUCUUCACCUUGCUGAAUGUACAAGACUGCAACCACAUUCCUUCGUUGGGAGCACUGCAGGCAAGACUGAGAGACGUAUUUCUGAGCACUUGUGCCAGUAAAGUAACAAUGCUCCGUAAAAGGCUUGCAGUGUUGCUCGUGGAAAACAAACGUUCACGAAAGUGAAUCUUGGGACUCCAAGGCCCACAAACACGCCUUAAUAGAAAAUGCUCCCCACCUUAUUGUAACUAUGAAUAUAAUAAAUUUAACAGUGCCUAGGAAACAAGU
This is a messenger RNA of Lacerta agilis (Sand lizard), 3263 nucleotides long. It is a transcript of the gene BUB1, whose product is annotated as BUB1 mitotic checkpoint serine/threonine kinase. Gene Ontology annotation, biological process: mitotic spindle assembly checkpoint signaling; protein phosphorylation; meiotic sister chromatid cohesion, centromeric. Gene Ontology annotation, molecular function: protein kinase activity; ATP binding. NCBI's taxonomy places the organism in Eukaryota, Metazoa, Chordata, Lepidosauria, Squamata, Lacertidae. The record is from RefSeq and is a predicted model, not a curated record. Bases 30 to 3161 code for a protein of 1043 amino acids. The transcript has 23 exons.